AUAUUCAGAUUCCUACAAUCGUAUUCCGUCGGGCCUUUCCGUAUUAUUCUCAUCAGUUGCGAUCAAUUAAAAAUUCUUCAUCAGGAAAGAUUAAGGUACGUAAACGAUACCAGCACAGAAAAGCCUCCACGAUUCUUAGUGGAAACGGAUGCAACUGGUGGGAUGUGUGCCCCUAUAAAAAAUCUGAACUGUGAUAAAAGGAUUGAUAAUUACGCUAUCGUCAAGUCUGUCGGCAUCCCCGGUGAUGUGUCAUCAAAAACGGUCAUGUCAUUCGGUGACAUGAUAACGAACGAUCACUCCAGCUAUAACAUUGGCAUAUUCUACAGAGAGUUCAAGCAUAAAUUUGAAGAAGAGUUCAAGUACUGGCCCCCAUUCGAUGGAAUUGUCACAGAUAAGUGCUGGGCACAAAUGAAAAGCAUAAUCGAGCUAAACGAUGGACUCGAUGUUGUAAGUUAUCUCAACCUCAUGCAUCGCUAUACAACGGAAGCAGACCAGAAACUCGUAAACUACGUCAACAAACGUUAUGUAUUAUGCUUUCUCUGCAUAGUUCACUUAAGUAAAAACUUUCUUAAGGAUGUAAAAUCAAUGCUUGGUGAGGCGAGGGAUAGACAGGCCGCCAAAAUAUUUUUUGUGGAGAUGGUACACGCGAGUAACUACACAGUGUUCAAAAACAUAUUCGAAAUGUUUUGCACAUAUUUUCUUUCAAAGAAAAUCAGUGAGAGGGAGGAGUGCUUGCAUUCGUUGAAAUAUGAUUCCAAUUAUUGGGAAGCAAUCGAGGCGGAUGAAUCGGUUGGUAGUGGAAAUUCGGAUAGCGAGAGCGAUGCAAUUUACAGUAACUCAAUGUGGUACAAAGACUGUGCUACGAUUUACGAGAGAAAAUUGAAAAUGUUUGGCCAUAACACGAGCUCUAAAAACACUUUGUUCGUAGAUUUUGUUAUGCAACACUACGUGGCUCUGACGCCAUUAUGGACCGGAAUUCUGCAUAAUGAAACAGUACAAUCUGUGCCACCGAUACUGUCGAAAUUCAUUUGCUCAACUAAUAACGUGGAAUGCCACUGGAGCAAUACAAAGGAAGCGAUAAGGUCGAAAGUCAUCGAGGUCGGAAAGAUGCCGCUACCAGCCGAGAGGCUUAUUGGCCUAAUGAAAACCCAAACCAAGGCCAACGUAAUUCGUUAUCGUUCAAAUAUACCAAAGGGACGGCUGAAUGCCAGGAAAGGGACCUUUCGGAGAAAAAUAAGGGCUACAACGAAACAGACGACAGUAAGCAGUGACCUCCGCCAGACAACACCAAGGACGCCGGCAGUGAUGACCCUAUCCAAACUGGGGGAAACCUCAGCCGAAUGGGGUAGAACACCAGGCCUAGUUAGCGCGGCGAAGAAAAAAAUCGCAAAACAGUCGAGAAAGCGACUUUUCGACCGUUCCUUCAAGGACCUGAGCUGCUUUAAAAUCCCUACGCAGGAGGAGUUUACCGCCAAAGCGGCAAAAGCGGCCCAGCAGCACAAUGGAAGAAGGCUAUACUUCGGACGCAACCAUUUCCAACACCGAUCAAUCACCGUUGAUGUUGAUGAGCUGGAAACAGUCAUCAACGGUUGGUUGGUUGAUUCGGUGGUGGAAUGGUUGAUUGCAGCCGAAAUAACAGCAGCAGGACUAUCAGCGGAAUAUUAUCUGCUGCAGCCUUAUGCGGCCUCCAUUUUGUUCGACCAAAAGUCGCAAAACCAAGAAUUGAUGUUGAUGGAGUACCGUAGAAUGGUAUCUAAAAAUCGGAUAAUUGUACCGUUCUGCGAUGGAAUUCAUUACUAUCUGAUUUUCAUCGAUUUUGUUAAACGAUUAUUUUGCUGUUGGGAUUCCCAACGAAAAUUUGCUUCAAAGACAGCUUCGCACUUUUUUGAGGUGAUUCGAAAAGUCGGGGACGAAGCUGGUGAUAGAAUGCGGUGGGCAAUCGAAGUGGAAGAGUGGACAGUUGAAGAUAGACCGUGUACCCAACAGACGGACAACGAAAGUUGUGGAAUUUUCACGAUUGAAUUUUCCAAAAUUUUAUUGAAGGGGGAAAGUAAUUUUAAUAUAAACGUGAACCCCAAGCAGUGGAGAAGCGAGAAUUACAGAAAACUAUAUUUGGAGUGCUACCACGACUUCCCCAGCUGCACACUUUGUGGACAAAUUGAAAAUGAAAAUUUUGCAGUAGUUUGCAAGGAUUGUCCUUUUAAGCUUUGCAAAGUGUGUGUAAAAGAAUCUAACAGAAAAUGCAUAAUUUGCCCAUAAAAUUGUUUUUUUUGUAUAUAAAACUAUGAAUAAUCAAAAUAAAAUACAUUAAAAACUAACAGUAUAACACAAUAUAUAAAAUAAGAAAGAAUAAACCAAAAUCAAAAGAGUGGAAUUGACAUUAGCUGCUGUUGAACACUUUAAAGAUUUCACCGGUAAACUUUAAACUGAUGUCAUUAAAAGAGUCUAUCAAAUAAUCCCAGCCAUUGAGAGAAGAUGCGGUUAUAACAGACAACGUUGAAUUUACUAUAAUAAACCGCUUAUUUCACAGCUAGACUGCUCAAAAUCAAUUAGGGGCCAGUUCAUAAACCAAGUAGAUUUUUUGGAGGGGAUGGUGGUCUGGCCAAAGUCUACGCUCCAUACAAUUGUUUAAGGACAUAAGUCUACGAGGGAGAAGGAGGGAGGGUCUGACAUGCCUCAUUGGAUUGGAUAGAACUCACAGACAAUGAGAUAAAAAGCGCAAAUGAUAGGAACCCUGUACCAGUUAUGGACACAUUUGUUAAUUUGGGUUCCACUUCGCACUAUUUACAUGCAUUCCUUAUGGAAUUAGCCAUAACUGGUACACUAUGGCGAAAUAGGGCGCAAGGAAGCCGAAAAAUCAAGGAAAAUAAUUUAUUUCUAUCGUAAUUUGAGCAAAUUGUGAAGUUUGAAUGAUUGCAAUCAUCUUUUGUGAAAACUGCUCAAGUAUGUCAGGAAAAGCGUCCGUGAAAAUUCCAGAUCACUGGGUUAGAUAAAACUCCCAGCCAGUGAGAUAAUGUGCGCUUAUUACUAGAAAAGUUAAAUUUUCUCUAGGAAUCUACUCAUUUCAUUGAAUGAAAAUUAAAAAUCAAUUAGCCGUGGAAAAUUUCGCCGGAAAACUGCUCAAGUAUGUCAGGAAAAGCGUCCGUGAAAAUUCCAGAUCACUGGGUUAGAUAAAACUCCCAGCCAGUGAGAUAAUGUGCGCUUAUUACUAGAAAAGUUGAAUUAAUUUUCUCUAGGAAACUACACAUUUCAUUGAAUGAAAAUUAAAAAUCAAUUAGCCGUGGAAAACUUCGCCGGAAAACUGCUCAAGUAUGUCAGGAAAAGCGUCCGUGAAAAUUCCAGAUCACUGGGUUAGAUAAAACUCCCAGCCAGUGAGAUAAUGUGCGCUUAUUACUGGAAAACUUGAAUUUUCUCUUGGAAAGUACUCAUUUCAUUGAAUAAAAAUUAAAAAUCAAUUAGCCGUGGAAAAUUUAGCCGGAAAACUGCUCAAGUUUGUCAGGAAAAGCGUCCGUGAAAAUUCCGGAUCACUGGGUUAGAUAAAACUCCCAGCCAGUGAGAUAAUGUGCGCUUAUUACUGGAAAACUUGAAUUUUCUCUUGGAAAGUACUCAUUUCAUUGAAUGAAAAUUAAAAAUCAAUUAGCCGUGGAAAAUUUAGCCGGAAAACUGCUCAAGUUUGUCAGGAAAAGCGUCCGUGAAAAUUCCGGAUCACUGGGUUAGAUAAAACUCCCAGCCAGUGAGAUAAUGUGCGCUUAUUACUAGAAAAGUUGAAUUUUCUCUAGGAAACUACUCAUUUCAUUGAAUGAAAAUUAAAAAUCAAUUAGCCAUGGAAAAUUUCGCCGGAAAACUGCUCAAGUAUGUCAGGAAAAGCGUCCGUGAAAAUUCCGGAUCACUGGGUUAGAUAAAACUCCCAGCCAGUGAGAUAAUGUGCGCUUAUUACUAGAAAAGUUGAAUUAAUUUUCUCUAGGAAACUACACAUUUCAUUGAAUGAAAAUUAAAAAUCAAUUGGCCGUGGAAAAUUUCGCCGGAAAACUGCUCAAGUUUGUCAGGAAAAGCGUCCGUGAAAAUUCCGGAUCACUGGGUUAGAUAAAACUCCCAGCCAGUGAGAUAAUGUGCGCUUAUUACUUUAAAACUUGAAUUUUCUCUAGGAAAGUACUCAUUUCAUUGAAUGAAAAUUAAAAAUCAAUUAGCCAUGGAAAAUUUCGCCGGA
Aedes albopictus (Asian tiger mosquito) is the source of this 4207-nucleotide messenger RNA. RefSeq lists its product as uncharacterized. Gene Ontology annotation, biological process: proteolysis. The annotation marks the transcript as partial. The transcript is spliced from 4 exons. Gene Ontology annotation, molecular function: cysteine-type peptidase activity. The record is from RefSeq and is a predicted model, not a curated record. NCBI's taxonomy places the organism in Eukaryota, Metazoa, Arthropoda, Insecta, Diptera, Culicidae.